AUGACGGCAAAUUGCUGGCUAACCAUUCUAGCAACACUUUUUUGCACACAGCUAUCCACCUCCGUUGGCGUUGAAGCGGUGCAGCAGACAAGUCAAGAGUUGAAAGCGUUCAUUGAACGUGUCGAAGAUCUUGUACUCAACACGACCGAUCGUGCGCUGAUCAUAACCCGAAAUGUCUAUCUCAACAUAAGCAAAGAGAUGCCACCGACACUCUUGCAGAGCACCAAUCAAACGAUGCGCGAUUACAUUUGUAAGGUGAACGAAGCUUUGGACGGCGUGACAUAUACAAAUUUUACACUGAAGCGUAAGCUGUUGCGACAGUUCAAGUUGAAUAAUCUACACAUUGAACUGCUCCGCCGACAAUUGGCUCCGUUGCAGCCGGAAUUCAACUUUCAACUGAUCUCAGAUGAAUUCUACAAAUCACAAAAGAAUAUCACUGAAUUUGAUAAUUUAUAUGUGCACUUUAUGCGUGAGUUCGCGGUUGCCUCGCAGCAGUUGUGGGAUCAACUGUCCGAGCCGACUGUUGAGGAGCAACAGGAGAUGCUGGAGUUGCUCGAUGAAAUUUCCAAAGAACAGGAGUUGCGUGAGAAGGAUAAAUUAUACGAUGAGUUUAUUGCGAUGUUUCUAUUUAAAAUACCCGAGGAUGAGCUACAAGCUAAAGAAUUGUACUGA
Molecule: messenger RNA, 672 nt
Organism: Ceratitis capitata (Mediterranean fruit fly)
Lineage: Eukaryota; Metazoa; Arthropoda; Insecta; Diptera; Tephritidae
Exons: 2
Coding region: 1-672 (223 amino acids)
Source: RefSeq, a predicted model, not a curated record